AUGGAAGUACGAGAUGAUAACCCGAGUAGGAUAGAGGACGCCACAAAGAGAGCAGUUGAGGAAAUUAUCAGUGCGGAGAUCCGUUCCGCUGCGAUUAGCAAAGACAACACUAUUUCGCCAUGCGGUCACGUCUCUUCCCACCCAUUUGCUCUCACCACAUUUGACACGUCUUCCACGCUUCCGGCAUUUCUUCCACUAACGGGGGUAACUUGGCCGGAAGCUGUCAAGGCCGUGUGGAAAACAUUCAGGGCGAAUUCCACUGUUGGUCUAUUCCCAGAACUUUCAAGGGCAUGGAUAACGAUUGACAACAAGCUGCUUUUGUGGAAUUUUGGGACGGGGAGGGACUUCUUUCUCUUCGAUGAAGUGCCUGAGCUUAUCGUAGCCGUUGGAACCCCCGUCUUACCCAUUGCCGGCGUUUUUCAAGCUCACAUCACCUAUGUUCUCCCAGUGUCAACCCCAAAAGCAGUUCAUCUACUGGGGUUAUGUGUUUUUGGAGGUGGUCCUUUGAAGAAGGCGGAACUCUACGUGGUGAGCCUUGGAUUCUCUGUGAUGGCACCGGCGCUCUUUACAAAGCUUGUUGGUGUCAAAGAGCUGGGUAGGAUCUUUGCUGCAGGCGCAGAUGGGUGUCUCUACGAGGUUAAGUACGCAAAGGAGGACACAGCUUUCCUUCCGAAACUUAGGCUCGUUAAUUGUUCACUAAUGUUUGGUAGUGUUCCGGUUCUGGGAGCCGUAAGCUCAUUGAUCAGUGCGAUUAAACAGACAUGGGCGAAAGAGAGACCUGCACUGCGCGACGUCGCCAUAGAGGCGAAGCGUAAGCUCCUGUUUACCCUGAAUUCUGAGAGCACAAUUUCAUUGUGGAGGAUAACGAACGAUGGCCUAAGUCAGCUGGCCACAGUCAGAGGGGGGGCUUUGGGGGGAACCAAUCGGACAUCAGUGUGGUCGGGAGGAGCGGGUGUUGAACUUGCCAGGAUAUUUUGCGCUACGUCAUCCGAUGACAGCUGUUCGCUUAUUGCCGUUGCAGCUAAUGGGGAACAGUACCGCUAUGUCUGCCAAGACGGUUUGUGGGGUGGUGCCGACGCUAGUCUUUCCCUGCGCGAGAGCUUGGGGUCGUACAUUCCCCAAGGCCGUGAGGUUACCGUUUGCUUUGCUUCCGAAGGAAUCUCAGUUGUAUGCCACGCAGAAAAGUCGGAAGGAGGUUAUUCGCCCGAUUCUGUGACUGUGGCUUCUUCACACAAGGGGAUAUUGCAGCCGCAUCACAACUGUCGUGACAUCGUCGCCCAGUUUGAGCCAGAAGCAACAUGCAUGACACGAGUUGACGCUAUUUCUGAGGUUCCCGUAGAAGGCGGUGUGAGUCCCAACGAGUUGUGCUCUCAGGUUUCAUGUUCCCCAAGGCAGUUUGUUUUUCUUCAUCGCCAUGGAGUUUCAACUUUCAUAAAACUCCGACCCGUGGAUACACUCCACAUGAUAAUCGCGUCGUCAAGCGAACAAGUGCGUGACAGUCUCCUUCAACGGCUUUCUUCUAUUUAUAGCGCGUCGGACUAUUGCUGUAUGCUUGUACAAAUUGCUGUUGGUUGCACGAAUGUGCCGGUCACAGUAGAUGGUCCAUACGUCGAGAGAGGUGAUGCAAACGCAUCCUUUUCUCCGGCAGGGAAGGGUAACGGCAAGUCACAGAUUCCUCUGUCGGUAGAGCAAUUAGGCCGCCAGCUGAACGAAACGCCCUCUCAAGAGGUUCAGAGAAUUGCACGUGAGAUACUCCGUAGUGCAAUGGCGCCGAGUUGGUAUGAAGGACCAGGCCCCGACGACGGUACCCGCCACAUUGUCGUUCAAGUAUCGCCUUUCGCCUCGGGCGUUUUGGCAUAUAUUUCAAGGGCUCUCUACGCCGUGUGGAAUACGGCGUUGGAAGGUGUUACAAUGCGUGAAUUGGCGGUUGUGGAAACGGCACUCUCCUCUGUAGUUCGAUUGUUGAACAGCCUGAAGAGAGACGUGUGGUCCGACAAAUUUGUCCAGCCGGCUGUACCGUUCCAGUGGGACAAAGGAAAGGUAACGCUGGUGCUUCCACCCCAUCGGUCGUCGAUAUCAUCAUACGACAUCAAGAUGUUGCAGUCUGCGCUUCUGUGCUCCUCUCACACUUUAUGUGAGCGAGUCUUACAGACAAUCAAAUUUCUGAAACAGACGGCUGCCGUCCCGCCAAUGGCGGAAGAUGGUAAGGUAACAGUAGCACAAAUUGUGAGCGACCAAUCAGUGGCACACCGCAUGGCGCGGCACGUUGGAAAAGUGGUGCUUUCCUCCGAAAAGGGCGCAGGUUAUUUGCCGCAGGACGGCGUUGGUUCAGUGAUGCAACUGCAGCUGGAGUGCCCGUACUUUUUCAACUCCAUCGAUGUGCAAGAAUACAAUGUGCGGGUCGAACUUGAGAGGUUACUGUCCGCCAAUGGAGAAAACUUCCACGCGUUUCCAGAGGGUAAAAUGGCAGAGUGGGAAUCAUCUGUCUCUGUCAUGGCCGCUUCAUUGUGGUACUCCGGGGCGUUGCUUGAUAUAUGUCAGCAACUGAGGGCGCUUAAAAAGGAGGGCACUGCUGUCAAACUCCUACUCCACGCUGCGUGUCAAUUGGAUCCGAAUAACUCCGCUUUCAAGACCUACCUGGCGGAGAGAAGCGGCAAUCUGAAUCAGGCAGUGAGCUCAGCUGUCGGUUCCACCUACCAACAGAAGUUAAAGGUGCUGGGUGAGGUUGUCAGCACUCUGGAGAACGCUUGGAACACACACCGUAGUACUGUCGAUGGCCUUCUUGGGGGUCCUUUGUCCUCCGGCGCUAUCUGGCAGAUCGAGCCUACGGACGAAUUGGCUCAUUGUUACCUAUUCGACUGGUUGUGUUUGCCUCGUGACGAUGCACACAUCAAGGCAAUGCUUAGAGAGACGUUAGUGGCCGCGCAUUCCCCAUUUAUCGAGGCGUAUCUUCAACGCAACAUAUCGACUCUGGGGGAGCAAUAUGUUCGAUACUUGCGAAAGACUAAAAAAAAUCAUGCCCUUGCCAUCGAAGUUUGUGCUUCUGUCGUUCACGCACCGCUAACAGGAAUUCCAAGAGAAGAACGAAUUUCCUACAGGCUUCGCUGCCUGGCUGAGGCGAAGGGGAGCGCUGAAGAGUCAAAAUCAGAUCAACUCAAAAGUCUUGAGCAGCGCAUAGGGUUAAUGGAGGCACAGCUUCACCUGUCUAAAAUCAUUUGUGAAUUUAUCAACAGCGGACAUUCUCAUCUCGAUAGGCGAGUUGCAGUGGAUGGCCGGGGUCUCAUGACGGAACGGCAAAUUGCAUUGGAACAGAUGGAGAUGGUGGAGAACCAUGUUCUCUCUACUGUUCAGCUGCUGCAAGUUGCGGGUAUGUUCUGCGCAUACGGCGGAGCGGAGGUCCAACUUGAUGUCCUGAACGCGGCCAACGUGACCGAUUCAUCGCUUCACGCCGCGUGCAUCGACCGCUGUUUCCAGCGGAAAGAUGCGACUGUGGAAGAGAUAGCAAGGCGGGUUAUUGGAAAGUGCAUGCGUACGAUCGCCUCUCCCCUGUGUCAUGUGGUCAAGAUAUUGGAAGCAUAUGCCUUCCAGCGGUCACCUGAAGGGUCCACACUGACCGUGGACGUUCUCUACGACUGUGGUGUGGAGCACAACGUAAUAUUCUCGACGAUCGCCGCGAUUUUUGAUAAAAGGGACUUUCUUACCGCUCCUUGUGAAACAUUUGACCAAUCUGCAGUUACUGAUGCGUUCUUAGUGCAUUCGCUAGCUGCCGCUCUUCAUCGUGCGGUGUUCGCUUCGCACAUCAGCUCCGUUCAGAUGUACUUUCUAGGUAACGCUCUAAACACGGUGCGCGAGGGCAUCAGCAAGGUCGCCAUCCAACCCGGUGAUGAACGCAGUAUCCGGGCAUUGAGCGCUGCGGAGGGAUUGCUCGAACAGUGCAACCUUGCCCUGAAUCGUGCCAGUUCCAGGUUUACUUUCUAG
This is a messenger RNA of Trypanosoma brucei brucei TREU927, 3978 nucleotides long. Its product is annotated as nuclear pore complex protein NUP155. The transcript has a single exon. NCBI's taxonomy places the organism in Eukaryota, Euglenozoa, Kinetoplastea, Trypanosomatida, Trypanosomatidae. The record is from RefSeq and is a predicted model, not a curated record. Gene Ontology annotation, biological process: transcription-dependent tethering of RNA polymerase II gene DNA at nuclear periphery; RNA export from nucleus; protein import into nucleus. Gene Ontology annotation, molecular function: structural constituent of nuclear pore. Gene Ontology annotation, cellular component: nuclear pore; nuclear pore inner ring. Bases 1 to 3978 code for a protein of 1325 amino acids.